GAGGGGAGAGAGAGUGAGGAAGAGGGAGGGCUGUGUGGCGUGAGGCAGUGCGUGUGCUCGGUGUUUAGGUGAAUCCACAGCCCUCUGGCUCACAAGGAUAAAGCAGCUUCUCCAAGAAAGACACAGAGAAAAGCAACACUAGGACUUCCUUUUUGACCCUCUUUUUUUUGUUGCAUCCUCUGCCCCCCUUGCUGCAUUUUCACAAGACUGGUUUGUCUCCUUUUUUUGGGUCUCUUUUGUUCCCGGCAUCCAUCUGUGUUUCACCUCCUCCUCGGUCCAGGGAGAAAGCAAGGAAGAGCCUCAUCCUCCCCUCCUGCACGCCCAGCCGGUGGUGGCUGCUGAUGCUGUAACCACUGUGUGGAGCUGACAAGCCCUGGUUGAUGCAGUGAAGUGUUUUAGAGGGAUAAACACAAUUGAAGGUCGCCAGCCAUGGGGAACCUCAUUAAGGUCCUUGGCAAGGAUUUAGAGAACUGUCCACAUUUUUUCCUGGACUUUGAAAGGGGCUCAUGGGAAACCUCCUGAAAGUGCUGGCUUGCGCCGAACUUGAGCAUGGCCCAAUAGUUUUCCUUGACUUUGAACAUGCCCAGCCCACGGAGGCGGAGACGGCGGUGUGGAACCAGGUCAGCGCCGUGCUGGAGGAGGCUCAUGGGAUCCUAGCCGAGCUGCAGUCCUAUAAUGGAGCGGGCCAAGAGAUACGAGAAGCCAUCCAGAACCCGGGAGACCUCGCUCUGCAGGAGAAAGCCUGGAACGCAGUCUGCCCCCUGGUGGCCAAACUGAAGCGCUUCUACGAGUUCUCCCUCAGACUGGAGAACGCCCUGCGCAGCCUGCUGGAGGCGCUGACCAGCCCUCCGUACGCCCCCAUGCAGCACCUGGAGAGAGAGCAGGCACUGGCCAAACAGUUCGCUGAGAUCCUGCAUUUUACACUCAGCUUUGAUGAACUAAAGAUGACAAAUCCAGCCAUUCAGAACGACUUCAGCUACUACAGGAGGACUAUAAGCAGGAACCGGCUGAACAACCAGCAGCUGGAGGCGGAGAACGAGGUCAACAAUGAGAUGGCCAAUCGGAUGUCUCUGUUCUACGCUGAAGCAACACCAAUGCUGAAGACUCUGAGUAACGCCACCACCAAGUUUGUUUCAGAGAAUAAGACCUUGCCGAUAGAGGACACCACAGACUGUCUGAGCACAAUGGCCUGCGUGUGCCGCGUCAUGCUGGAGACUCCGGAGUACCGCUGUCGGUUCACCAACACAGACACCAUGCUGUUCUGCAUGAGGGUGAUGGUGGGAGUCAUCAUCCUCUACGACCACGUUCACCCCGUCGGGGCUUUUGCAAAGACCUCCAAAAUCGAUAUGAAGGGCUGCAUCAAGGUGCUGAAAGAGCAACCGUCCAACAGCGUGGAGGGACUUCUGAACGCACUGAGGUAUACGACACGACAUCUAAACGAUGACAGCACCUCCAAACAAAUCAGGGCCCUCCUGCAAUGAGAAGGUUUGGAGAGGGAGGAGAGAAGGAGUGCACUUGAAGGAGGAGACAAAAGAAGACGAGGAGGAAACGAACGCCAGUGUCUGAUAAAAACCUGUCGGUUUACAACGAUCAAAGAAGAAGAGGAAAAUAAUUAUAUAUAUUGUCAGCUGUCCAUCAUUCUGUCUCUCAUUUUGUAAAGUAUGAAAAGAGAAAAAAAAGCCAGAAAAUAAAAUAUAGAUAUAUAUUAAAAACAAGUGAAACACAAGCAGAAGAGGAAAAGUAAGUAGGAAGUUAUAUUGCGAAAUUUACUGUCAGAAGCGACGCAAACUGAAAAUGUACAAAAAGAAACAAAAAAAGGGUUCAUGUUCCAGCAGUAGUCUGACAAGUAUUUUUGCACACAAACAACGCCAUCUCCUUUCCCCUGAAAAUCUGAUCCCAAACUGACCCCUGCAGACUUUCCUGUGCCCCCUCACACACUCAGUUUUAAACUCCCCAGGUUGCAGACGCUGUUUCCUGCUUCAGCUGCACCGAUCUCCACCUGCAGGAGAUUUACGAAGCAAUGUGAUGGAUGCACUCCGGAGAUUUGCUUCUUCCUGUUUUGUUUAUUAAUGCAUCGGCGCAGCUGAAGGAAAGGAUGCAAGGAGAUGAGUGUCUCCGGAUUCCUCCCAUCAUUCCUAUCCACCCAUACGUGUUUUUCCUUGGCACUAAACUCCAUCGUAUGUGCCCUUAGACUGUAUAAGAUCCAGCAUCUUGUGUGUAGUCUGGCUUUACUUGAACAAUGUAGUUCACUCUCUUUCUCCAUGGUGCUAAUGUGGUUUAGAUAUCACAGUACUAGCUUGUUAGAUAUCCAUUUAUUCGUCCCUUUUUUUGCACUAAUCUCAAUUUCUGAGAACAUGUGCUUUACGCUAUAAUGUGAUUUCACAUUAGUGCACAAACAGGGACAAAUAACUGGAGAUAAAAAGGCUUUGUAGGAAACCACAGCACACUUACUUCUUCACCCAGUGCCAAAGCUGAUUGGUUUUUGCUUUUAUUUCACCAUGAAGCGAGGGGGAUUUGAGGAUUUAAGGGGAUGAAAUCUUGUAAAACAUCACUGAUAAUCAUUAUGAGGGUAUGAAAGUACAACAUGCACAGAAAAGUCACAAGGCGAUUCACACACAUGCAUUUUAAAGGGGAGAUCUGCAGUGUAAAUAUGUGAGGCUUUUUUCAACGGGCAUCUAACAUGGUCAGCUUGGGUCCUCGAGGAACAACAUUCAUCGAAAAUCUACUGUUAUUUCUUUUAGUAUGAGGUUGUCUAAAGAACUAAGUAAUUGAAUAAGUGGGAAUUUAAAAGUGAAAAUAAAAAUCAGAGAUUAAAAAGAAGUGCUGUACUUUGGAUGUCUAUAGCCCUUAGUCUAAUUUAAUUUGAUCUUAUAAUAUAUUUUCUAUACAGGGGUAUGUGCACAAGCAUAGUCUGUAUAAAUAUAUAGAUGGCAUGUUGUAAAAGUUCUGACAGAAAUGUGUAAAUAAGGUGUUUUUAUUCAUUUUUAAUUGUUCAGUGACGCUGGAAUUGGGUAUGUGUUGUCUCUCAGAAUUACCAUGCGUUUGGCUUGGACCAUCGGACUUGCCGUAGUCAUAGGUUUCAGAAACUCAGCUUCAUUAUUGCAGAUGAACCAGAGGGAGGGUGGGGGGUUGCGGGGACAGGGGC
Molecule: messenger RNA, 3145 nt
Organism: Eleginops maclovinus (Patagonian blennie)
Lineage: Eukaryota; Metazoa; Chordata; Actinopteri; Perciformes; Eleginopidae
Gene: fam49al
Product: family with sequence similarity 49 member A, like
Exons: 13
Coding region: 507-1481 (324 amino acids)
Biological process (GO): regulation of actin filament polymerization
Molecular function (GO): small GTPase binding
Source: RefSeq, a predicted model, not a curated record